This is a messenger RNA of Gaeumannomyces tritici R3-111a-1, 1578 nucleotides long. RefSeq names its product general stress response protein Whi2. Gene Ontology annotation, cellular component: nucleus. Gene Ontology annotation, molecular function: RNA binding. The coding region runs from base 1 to 1578 and encodes 525 amino acids. Lineage: Eukaryota; Fungi; Ascomycota; Sordariomycetes; Magnaporthales; Magnaporthaceae. The record is from RefSeq and is a predicted model, not a curated record. The transcript is spliced from 6 exons.
AUGAGCUACCCCGCGCCUACGAUUUGGAAGACGGGAGACCGUCGCCGCCAUUCCGCCAAGUUGGACUCCGCCAACCCACCUCCAUCCUCGCUCGCGUCCGCCACGGUCGCCACGGUCGCCACGGCAGCAGCAACGACAGCCGCCGCCAGGGAAGAACGACCAGGCUUCGAUCCCACGGACGCCGUCACCAGCGGAAAGCCAGCAAGUCUCAAUUCCGAGCUCGUUGACGCCCUGACGCCGUCCACCGCGCCCUCGUCCCCCGCCUCUUCUUCCUCGCGCCCUGCACCGCCGCCAGAAAGGCAACUCAGCCCGCCACCGCAGUAUCUUGCCUCGGAAACCUCGGACGCCUCUCCGUCCUCCUUCCGGCCCGGUCCGCCCCCGUUCUCCAGCCUCGUCGCCGCUCCCGCUCCGUUUGUGAUCCCCGGCGGCCGCGACUCCGACAGCGACGACGGAGACGACCCGUCUAGCCUCGAGCUCUUCGAGUCCGCAGCCGCGCCAGCCUACGCGCCCCUAGCCUCGGGGUCCAGCGAUCCGUCGGGAAGCUGCUCCUUCCAGGACGAGACCAAGCGCUCGCUCCCACGCGACAGCAAAAGAGAAGGCGAGCCCUCGCGCAGCAGCAAGGACGCUGACGAUUCCGAACCGCCGCCGGCAUACGAGGAGGGAUUCAGUCCCCUCCAGUCUUUCAGCUAUCUGAUGGCGGCCGCAGGAGGAGCCUCGAGUAUAAUUACUCAGGUCCAGCAAGGGGGGCCACCCAUCAACUCUAUCGGAGAUGUUGGCGCCGACGAGACAAUCACCAUGGACCUUCGUGGUACCCGUUUCAUGCUCUCCAGAGAUGAGCUGCUAACGCUGCCGGAAUUUGUCCUCUUGUCGCUCUUUCCUAAUGGACUCUUCCCAGAGGGUCACAUGGGCGGCUUCGCCGAUGGCGAUGCCGUCCAGGUCGAUUACGACCCGGCAUCGCUCCAAUACAUGUUGGACUUCUUCCGCAACGUGGCACAGACAAUCCCCACGGACUCGUCGCCCAGCGCGUCGCAGGACGGCGAGAUGGUGCCGAUCGAACCCAUGAGUGCCGGCCGCGAUGACUCCUCUAAGAGGGCGGGCAUCAUUGUGCUGCGCGAGGAUCUCGACUUCUACGCCAUCCCCCCGAGAGCCGAUAUCAAGCAGCCCGACAUGAUCGAGGUCAAGCGAGCCGCGGCCAGGGCGCUGCUUAAGCAGGACGGCAUCUUCAGCGGCCUCAAGCGGAGUGAUGAGCCCGGCACCACCGAGGCUCACCUGAUUGAAAUGCUUACGGCUGGUGGUUUCGAUCACGAUGACAUCUGGGGUCACCGUGCUGGCGAGCCCAACAAGGCGGUAAUCUGCAGCCUGGCACUGGCGCGCCUGCGUAGUGACAUCCGUGGUAACGACAUGGGGAACAAUGCAGUGGGCAUGGCGCAGAAGCUGCUCCUCUUCUGGCGGAAGCCUGCGCGCCGGUGUUGGUGGGAGGGUGUCGAGCUCGACAACGUCGAAGGCGUUGAGGGCAAGCUCAAAGUUUGGAUUCGCAGGGUCUGGACUCUUGAGAUGAGCGUUAUCGGUCUUCGCUGA